UCCUCAUCAGCACAGACACACAGAUAAGGCAGAACCUGCUGCUCCAUCCACCCACACAGACAGACUGAUACUUUCUCAUUCAGCUCUCGUGUCCAUACACUGCAUCGCGUGCAGAAACAUGUCUGACAAGCCCAACAUGACAGAAAUCACAUCUUUUGAUAAAACCAAGCUCAGGAAGACAGAGACCCAAGAAAAAAGUCCCUUGCCAACCAAAGAAACUAUUGAACAGGAGAGGCAGGGAGAGUCCACGCCUUGAACGCCGCUGUUAACCGCAGUCACACACCAGAGAGAGAAGGGAAUGACUGAGAUCAACAAGAGAGGGACUUUGGGAGGAAUUGAACCAGUAACUGAUGUGUCAUUUGUUUCAUAGUUUUGUUUGUUAGAGAACUUAAUAAAAAUAAAUGUACGGAAUUUCCACGAAUGUAUUUUA
Molecule: messenger RNA, 430 nt
Organism: Carassius carassius (crucian carp)
Lineage: Eukaryota; Metazoa; Chordata; Actinopteri; Cypriniformes; Cyprinidae
Product: thymosin beta-like
Exons: 3
Coding region: 119-256 (45 amino acids)
Biological process (GO): regulation of cell migration; actin filament organization
Cellular component (GO): cytoplasm
Molecular function (GO): actin monomer binding
Source: RefSeq, a predicted model, not a curated record